AUGAUCAUAUCGAACGUCUCAAUCUUCAUGCCCUCAGUCCUAACUCUCAUCGGGAUUCCUGGCCUGGAGUCCAUUCAGCGUUGGAUCGGAAUUCCAUUCUGUGCCAUGUACCUCAUUGCUCUGACUGGGAAUUCUGCUCUUUUGGCAAUUAUCAAGCAUGAAAGAAGCCUGCAUAAGCCCAUGUACAUUUUUUUGGCUCUUUUAGGGGCCACAGACAUUUUACUCAGCACCUGCAUUCUCCCUAAAAUGUUAGGUAUUUUCUGGUUUCAUUUGUCAAAGAUUUCUUUUGAUGCUUGUCUUCUGCAGAUGUGGCUUAUUCACUCACUCCAGGCUACUGAAUCAGGUAUCCUGCUGGCAAUGGCCCUGGAUCGUUAUAUAGCCAUCUGUAACCCUUUAAGACAUGCCACUGUGUUUUCCCAACAACUUUUGACUCAAAUUGGUGUUGGAGUGACACUCAGGUCUAUUGUUCUUACAGUACCUUCUAUUAUGCUUAUCAAAUAUCGUCUUAAGCACUACCGAACUACAGUCAUCUCCCAUUCUUACUGUGAGCAUAUGGCACUUGUGAAGCUGGCAGUUGAAGAUAUCCGGAUCAACAAGAUCUAUGGUCUUUUUGUUGCCUUUGCCAUCUUAGGGUUUGACAUAAUUUUUAUCACCUUAUCUUAUGUUCGAAUCUUUAUAACAGUCUUUCAGCUGCCACAAAAAGAGGCACGAUUGAAGGCCUUUAAUACAUGCAUUGCCCACAUCUGUGUAUUUUUACAAUUCUACCUCCUUGCCUUCUUUUCUUUCUUCACUCAUAGGUUUGGUUCUCACAUACCACCAUAUGUUCACAUUCUCUUCUCAAACCUUUACCUGUUAGUCCCACCUUCUCUCAACCCUAUUGUCUAUGGAGUGAAGACCAAAGAAAUUCGUGAUCAUGUCAUAAAAAUAUUUUCUCCAAGAAAAGUUAAUUUUUAA
Messenger RNA from Suncus etruscus (white-toothed pygmy shrew), 954 nucleotides. RefSeq names its product olfactory receptor 52A5-like. Gene Ontology annotation, biological process: G protein-coupled receptor signaling pathway. The transcript has a single exon. Bases 1 to 954 code for a protein of 317 amino acids. Lineage: Eukaryota; Metazoa; Chordata; Mammalia; Eulipotyphla; Soricidae. The record is from RefSeq and is a predicted model, not a curated record. Gene Ontology annotation, molecular function: G protein-coupled receptor activity; olfactory receptor activity. Gene Ontology annotation, cellular component: membrane.